Cercopithifilaria johnstoni is the source of this 384-nucleotide messenger RNA. Lineage: Eukaryota; Metazoa; Nematoda; Chromadorea; Rhabditida; Onchocercidae. The record is from the annotation of a GenBank genome assembly.
AUGAAUAAUUUUGCAGACAAUCAUCAGAAAGUCCCACCAUCAUAUGAGGCAGCAAUCGGCUCAAACACAAAUGUCGGUGGGCCUUUUCCAUCAUUUCCACAACCAUCUUGUAACCCUGCAUAUAUACCACAAGCUGUCAAUCCUACAUUAUCAAAUUCUUCUACGAUGCACCCAAACUCACAAGCCGUUAUUGGUGUACCAGUUUUUGGAGAAUAUGGCUAUCCAAUGAUUUUCCCUAAUGUUAUGCAAGCCCGUUCCACUUUAAUAGCAUUCCUAAUUUUUGUGGUACUGUUAGUUUUUACGUUUGUAAUUUUAUGUGCUGUGCUCCUGAAACGGAGCGACUCGAAUUUGGCUUCAACGAAUCGAAUGAUUUUCAAGCACUGA